This is a messenger RNA of Monoraphidium neglectum, 405 nucleotides long. RefSeq lists its product as hypothetical. The coding region runs from base 1 to 405 and encodes 134 amino acids. The transcript has 2 exons. The record is from RefSeq and is a predicted model, not a curated record. NCBI's taxonomy places the organism in Eukaryota, Viridiplantae, Chlorophyta, Chlorophyceae, Sphaeropleales, Selenastraceae.
AUGGCGCCGCUGUACACAUUUUUCGUGGCGCUCCAGGACAUUGAGGACAGCAUGGGGCACACGCAGUUCCUGCCCUACACCCACACGCCCGACGCUCACCUGCUGUGGAAUGCGGCCGCAAAAUCGGGGCAGCUCAAGGAGCGAUUCAUCUCGCUGCAGCCGGCGAUGCAGUCGGCGCUCUUGACAGGCGACGCAUCGGUGUUUGACUCGCGCUUGCUGCACUGCGGCUGCGCCAACGAGUCCCAGAAGACGCGCGUGCUGUUCUAUGUCACGCUCUCGCGCGACGCUGAGUGGCCGCUGCCCGGCGGCCUGCACGGCAGCAACAGCAUUCGCGCCGAGGACCUGCGGCGCUGGAAGCUGCCCGACCUGCUGGCGCUGCAGGAGGAGGCUGUGCUCGUUGGAUGA